UUUUCAGAAGAAGGGGAUCCGAUCAGAAGAAAAGAGAAAACGCAGGGGAGAGAUAUCGCUGUCAAAAAGUUCAUCCCCUCUUCCCUUUUUGUCUCCUCACAUGAAAGCGCUUAAAAAGGGGACGCGUGUGUUUUGUCUUUGUCCUGCGGAUUUUGUUCCUUCCCUGCCUGAGAGGACUUACACCAUCAGAGGCGAUGAGAUGUGAGUGAGCUAUGCCUUGUGGAAAUGGACAGACUUUAUCCAAGCGAAAACAUGGCGUCUGCGUCCCGAGGUUUAGCUUCUUUUCCACUCUGCUUGUGGCGCUCUGCUGCCUGGAGGCAUGGGGCUCCGGGCCGCAGGGGGACGGCGGCGGCAGAAGCUGCAGCCCGUGUCCCGUUAACUGCAGCUGCGUGCUGGCGGGGCCCCCACCGUCCUGUGUCGUCAACUGCUCCAACAUCGGGCUGGAGAGGGCCCCAGCUGCGGCAGACAUCCCGCAGGCCACCAGCGUGCUAGAUCUUUCCAAGAACCACAUCUCCUCCCUUGAUACCAGCCUGCUGGAUCGUCUCACUGGCCUCCGAGAGCUGUACCUUCAAGGAAACAGGAUUAUUGUUCUCCCCAGAGGAGUGUUCUGCUGCGGGCCGCUGUCAAUCCUUGAUCUGAGUAACAACAAAAUCACCACCAUUGAAGAAAGAAUAUGCGACAACCUGUGCAAUUUAACUCAAAUUGAUCUGAGUAGUAACCCCUUCGAGUGUGACUGUAAACUGUUCCGGCUGGUUAGCUGGCUCCAGGAGAAAGGGGUGCGAGUACGACGCCCGGACGCCAUGCUCUGCAACCACCCACCCGAGCUGCGCCACCAACCCCUGCUCAACGUCAGCCUGCUCACCUGUGGUCUGAACUAUGCAGCUUGUCUGGAGGACAGCAGCAGCGGAGGAGGGGGACCGAGCGAGCUUGUUAUCUUCUCAUCCUCCACACCCGGAAACUUCACACGUGAACAGUGCAACAGUGUGUGCUUUGCUGCUUCACACCGCUACGGGGGCCUGGGGGCAAGGCACGAGUGCCUCUGCAGCACAAACUCAGAGCCGAACUUCAUCAGCGAAUCUCAGUGUUCUGCCGCCUGUACGAACCCCCAUGUUAUGAAGGAAUGUGGGUGGACUCUGGCUCACGACGUGUUUGCGGUGGACUUCACGGUCUCACUGAAGCCUCUCCCGCUGCAAAGUGUCCACGAGUGCAUCAGUUUCUCCGCCCUGUCCUCUGUCACUCCGGUGACGCUGUCCUGGGACUUUGGUGAACUCUCAUCUCGGGUCAACACUACAGGAACGGGAGUCACCACAGCAACUCACAAGUACGGAGUGCCGGGACAUUACAUGGUCAGUUUGAUGGCCUGGGCCGGACACAAAGAGGUCUCUGCACGUGGAGAAGUGACCGUUACACUUCCUCCCAAGCUGGAGCUGCGCUGUCCAGCUCUUGCCGUAGCCAAUAAGAGCCUCGAGUUCACACUCGUCAGCUGGGGGGCCGUUGGUCUGGAUGUAGACUGGAAGAUUUCUAAGGAGGGCAUCCAAGUUGCCAAAGCCUCCCCUCACUGUCCAAAGGACAGCGUGAACCAUGCAGAGUCCUCCCGCUGUUUCCAGAUCGUUACAGGGGAGAUGAGUUGGACAGACGCUCGACAGGAGUGUUUAAAUCGCAGCGGGGAUCUGGCAAUAGUUAGGAGUGACGCGCUGCGUAACCUGCUGGCACCCAAAGUCACACAGGAGCGAGGCGUGUGGCUGGGCUUGAGCGAUGUCGACUCUCCAGGCAAGCUGCGCUGGGUGAACGGCUCAGAGGCACAGGAGGGAGAAGAGGGCCUGCCACCUCGGUCUCCGAUCUCCCGCGGAAAUGUGUGUGUGUCCCUCGAUCAGCGCGCUCAGACCAGUUCACACCCAUGCAAUGCCAUGCGGGCCUUUGUCUGCGAGUACAGCCCCCAAGUGCGUGUUCCAGACGCAGGUAUUUACACUGUGGGCAUGGCUGUGUUCCCCUCCCAUAACCCUUUGCAACGCGCCCCGUCUGCUCGGCUCUCUGCUCCACAACCUUCUCGCGGUGGCAUAGAGGUGUUGUUGUUCCCAGCUAUGAGCUUCGUUCAGGCGGGUCGUCUGUCCUCCCUUGAGUUUGUCACUCAGGAACUCAGCUUGCAAAUCCACGUCAGAUUCCAGACCUACAGACCUCACUGUCAUUAUCCCGGCCUGCACCUGCUGCUACCGAGCUGUGGGGGUCCAGCUUGUGCCCCGGUGGCUGUGUGUGUCCCCAAUGACACCAGGAGCGACGAUCCUCCCUCUUGCCCUGGACUGGAGCAGUGGUGUCCCUUCCAGCGCCGCUGCCUGCCCCUCUCCAAUCCCUGCCAGCCAUCUUCCUGUCCUAACUGCACGCAGGCUCACCGUCUGCCCCCCGGGGCGCUGAGGCCCAGAUACACCCUGCAGAAUGAGGUGGUCUUCACUCUACCGGCAGGACCAGCUUCACACAUACUGGUACAAGAACAACUGGAGGAUCUCCUCGUGUCCCGUGGCGAUGUCAUCGCCCUGCAGCAUGAUGCUGGCCCCGCCUCCCUUCUCCGUUGCCAGUCGUCCCCACACUCACCAUGGCGACAGCCUGUCUUAGCUCUCAACCAAUCAGAGUGGUUCUGGAUCAACAACACCGGACAGGCAAUAGAUGCCUCGGCUGACCACGAUGCUGACCGCCUGCCUGACCCGGAGCUUGACGUGAAGGCGCUGGUGGAGGAUGGUGAAGGAGGGUGGCUGGAGGAAGAAGUUUGCCCCAUCAGAGUGCUCUAUGUGGGACACAGUGAGACUCAGCUGCAGGGAGCACAGCUGUCUGCUGGUCUGCCCCAGCCCGGACUCUACAGCCUGCUGGUAACUUCAGCCGAGCCAUCAUACCCAGCCUCAGCUUCGUGCCCGUUGCGGGUGGUGCCUCCUCUGGGCUUGACAAUCCUCCACCCACCUCCCCAGAAUGGCACCCUCUACCUGCAGCCCAACGACACCCAGCUGCUGCUCCGCGUCCAGUCUCGCUACCUGACAAAGGCAUUUCGGCGUGGCAGUAAUCGCAGCGUGACCUUCCAGCCUGAAUGUCCCAAAGAGUUUUCUUCCAAGGCGGUGCUCUGUCAGCCCGGGCCGAGCUCAGGGGCCGGGGUCGAGGUUUCAGAGCCCAGCCUGUACGCGGUGCUGGAUCUGAGCCUGGGGACGGAGGAGCAGGGGAGUCCAAUGCAGCUGGAGCUAGAGGCACAUAAUAACGUGACGGAGGCCAGCCUGUCUGUGGUCGUCCAUCUUGAAGAGCCGCUCAGAGGACUGAUGGUGAAGCCGCACCCUGCACACCGGGUGCUGAUGGAGUCGGUCGUGAGCUACACAGCGUCAGUGCUCAAAGGCUCCAAUCCCACAUUUAAAUGGACAGUGGAUGACAAGCCGUACUUCACCUAUUACAACACCGUCCUCAACGUCAUCUACCAGCAUGCUGCCAUCUACAAACUCACUGUGACGGCCAUGAACCAUGUCAGCACCCUCACAGAGCAUUUCAACGUCACUGUAGACCGGCUGCAGCCCAUGGCCAACCUCACAGUGAAGGGUGUGCCAGAUGUGGUCCCUCAGGGCUCCACGCAGACUCUCACCACCUCUGUGCUCGUCGACAUGUCUGUAGCUGCCACCUUCCGAUGGUCUUUCGGUGAUGGUGGAUAUAAGGAAUUUGAAUACAAGCCCCCCUACGCUCCCUCCCUUCUCUGUCCAGACUCCCCCAAUCAAGUCCUUCUAAGCAACAACGUCACAUAUAUUUACUCUCAGCCAGGAAUAUACAAAGCCGUAGUGUCAGUGUCCAACCGUUAUCAGAACAUCAGUCAGAGCAUCAACAUGAGCGUCUACAGCAUCCUCACACGUGUCGAUAUUCAAACAGAACCACGACUCCUCCUCAAGGGAAAAUCUGCUGAUUUUGAGGCGCACCCUCUGCCCUCACCCUACGGCAUUCACUAUGACUGGCACUUUGGAGAUGGUUCUGCCACGCUGCAAGGUCGCCGCGUGGCUCACACCUACGCACAGAGCGGCCUUUUUAACAUCUGUGUGUCUGUAAACAACACCAUCAGUUCUAUGGAGGCUUGCGCCGAGAUGUUUGUGUAUGAGGAGAUUGAAGAUUUAAUAGCAGAAAGCUCAUCUCCGACAGAGCUUCACAGUCCUACGACAGUGUGGGCACGGCUCGCAUCAGGAAACAACAUCACAUGGACAUUCUCCAUGGGAGAUGGGACCAUAAACAUAACAUCCGAACCGCAAGUUUCACACAGCUACGUCAAAGAGGGGAAUUACACCGUGAAUGUGACCGCUUCAAACGCAGUGAGCUCUGGCUGGACAAUCCUUCCAGUGCACGUGUUUGUCUUCCAAGUUGUGAGGAUGGAGCCGUGCGGAUGUGUCCAAGAGCGGACCCCUGUCAACUUUCAGGCUUGGGUGUCCGGUAAUGCAUCAGCUCUUCUUUAUGAAUGGAGCUUCGGUGAUGGAAGCCCAAAAGAGACACACCACGGAAACCCCAAAGUGUCGCACACGUACUGGACAAGCGGGAGCUACCACCUCUCUCUGCUUCUUUUCAGCGGUGUAAACAAAGUGCCCAAAGACAGCUUCCUCAAGCAGGUGUGUGUGCAGCCAGCUUUAACCAACAUGAGCCUCACCCUUGAGAAAUCACACUAUGCUGUUGGGGAGGAGAUCCGGUUCAGAGCCAGAGCUGAGCCAGAGUUUAACUACACCUAUCAGUGGGACUUUGGCAGAGAGGAAGACCCUGUGCUCAUCAUGGGUUCUGGGAAUAUUGUGACAACGUAUAAAAAUCCUGGUCAUUACAAUGUGACUGUCACUGUCUUCAAUAACAUCUCCAGCAGUAACACCAGUGUUGCCAUUGAGGUUUUGAUGCCCAUAGGUCCAAUUGUGAUUCAACAUAACGGCACUAAAUAUAACAACCUGACUCUCAGAGCACCGUACACUUUCACAACAUCUUCCAUGGCUUCGGAUGUCACUUUCAUCUGGAACUUUGGAGAUGGAAAUAUGCUUACAGGCCAAAAUGUCCCCCACUCCUACAACGUUUCUGGAAACUACAAUAUCACACUGACAGCAGUCAACACCGUCAGCAGGAACCACACCUUUUUACCUGUUGCUGUGCUUGCAGCAAUAACUGGGUUGACUGUCAACGCUAGCUUGAUAAAUGUCCCUCUUAAUGCCUCAGUCCACUUCGAGGCCCAUAUGGAUGAGGGAGAUGGCGUCCGGUACUCUUGGAACUUGUGUGACCGCUGCACCCCAAUUCCAAGGACCCACACCAUGUUCUACACCUUCCGCUCCGUCGGCACUUUCAACAUUAUUGUGACAGCGGAGAAUGACGUGGGAAUGGCACAAGCGAGUAUCUUCCUGUACGUCCAACGUGAGCUGGAGGGGUUGCAGAUUUUAACAGACGAGGAGUCUGGCGCAGGCGAAGGCACGGGAUUGGAUGGUUGCUGCUUUGCCACAAACCUUGUUCUCCACCUUCAUGCGGGAUUAAAGGAAGGAACCAACAUGACGUUUACAUGGAACCUCAUCAAAGAGCCAGACCCCCUUAGCUCAAGCUACAACAUAAGUGGGAAGACGGUGGAGGUGAAUUAUUCCACACCGGGCCCGUGCGACAUCUCUCUGCGGGCAGCCAACCUCCUGGGCCACCUGUCCGUCAACAGAACCAUCCUCUUCCUAGAACCAGCCGGAGGGGUGUACCUGCAGAUCAGCGACAACCCAGUCGCUGUCAAUGCAUCAACUAACCUGACAGUACUGAGUGGUGAAGGCUCGGACUUAAAAUACCGUUGGUCUGUGAAUGGCGACGCGAUGCCGUGGACAGAGCACUGGAACACUCACACCUUCAUCAGUCCUGGCCUAAAGCUGGUGACUGUGGAGGUCUUCAAUCAAGUCAGCUCAGUGGUCAGGUCAAAGAAUGUCAGUGUCCAGGAAGUCAUUUCUGAGCUCAACUUCUCAGCUACCAAUGUGACAGAGCAGGGUUACGUAGCGACAGGCGCCAACGUUUCACUGCAGGGGGACGUACUAACAGGAACCAAUGUGACAUGGACAUGGAUGUUGGAAGGAAGAAUUGAAACGGGAAGGAAUACUUCUUUGAUUUUCCACGAGCCAAAAACAGCCAUCAUUACUCUGAAUGCGACUAAUGAUGUCAGCGGGCGAGUGUUUUCCAGAGAGUUCUUUGUUCAGGAUAAGAUUCAGGGACUGGAGCUGAGGGCAAGUCAGAAGAUCGCAGCAGUUGGUGAGAAGGUGGAGUUCACCAUAUCUAUGGCAGCAGGCUCCGACGUUCAACUCAUCCUCAGCAUCAGCGGAGAUGCCACUGUUAUUCCUGAAAUCAACAAAACCUACGUCCACACAUUCAGCAGGGUGGAUACGUACAUGGUGAAUCUCACUGCUCACAACCAGGUUAGUUUCAAGAGGCGAAACCUCCAGGUGGAAGUGAUGGAGCCAGUGCGUGGACUCUCCAUCCAAGGAAGCUGCGCAGCAAUCCCUGUCGGUGUGAAGAGGUCGUUUGUAGCCAACACCAUGACGGGCAAACCUGUUCAUUUCCUGUGGACUUUUGAUCUGCACCACUCCCACAAGGCACCGCUAAUGGGCAAAGAGGUGUUCUACACGCCAGAAGAGCCGGGUUUAUUGACCAUCUACCUGAAGGCCAUCAACGCACUGCACUCUCAAAACAUCACCAAGCACAUCCGUGUGCAGAACCUGCUGACAGCAGCAGCCCUGCAUGCAGCGCCUCGUGACACUUUCAUCAAUAAGACGGUUACUCUGAUGGCCAAUGUGACACCCAGAUCUAAUCCUGUGGAGUGCUUGUGGGACUUUGGUGAUGGCUCUUCUCCAGUUCACACAAACACCACCACUGUGGGCUAUGAGUACAGUCAUCCGGGACACUACCUCGUCCAAGUGAACUGCAGUAACCUGGUGAGCUGGGUGUUGGCACAGGUGGAGGUAAACAUCAGUGUAUUGGAGUGUGAGGAGCCCGAGGUGCAGGUGGUUCAAGCCCCCCGUCUGGCCAUCUGGCGCUACCAGCCCACUCUGGUGGAGGCCAGUGUGGAUCUGAAAGGCUGCCUACGCUAUGGAGCUCAGUACCUCUGGCAGAUACUCUCAACCCCCUACUGUGAUAAUGACAAAGACCCCUCGGUUUCCUCUGGGGUGGCGAAUCAGCCCUCUCAGUCUGUUCUAGUUCGUCUGCCAGGGGAAGUGGAUGUGCGGCGGCUACAGCUGUCAUUGCCUAAGAUGGCUCUGCAAGCAGGAAACUACACCUUGGUGUUUUCUAUGUCCUAUGAAGGCGUGCCGCUCAGGAAGGCUGCCUGUCUACAGCUCAGUGUCAUGGCUACCAGGCUGAUGCCCAUCAUAGAAGGGGGCACCUACAGAGUGUGGUCGAGGACGCAGGACCUUCAGCUCAAUGCGGAGCAGUCCUAUGACCCCAACAUGGACCCAGACAGCCAGUCACUACUCAGCUAUUCCUGGGAGUGUGAAAGCACUUCGAAGGGUGCAGAGCACUGCUCCAGUCUGAACUUUGGCCUGGGAACCAGCGAUCCGGUGCUGGGAAUCUCCGGCUCGGAGCUGGAGGCGGGCGUUGAAUACACUUUCAGACUGACCAUCAGCAAAGACGGCAUGGCACCAGAGUCCACCACGCAGACUGUGCUCGUCCAGAGCGGCCAUAUUCCCAUGGUGUAUCUGGAGUGCGUCUCCUGUAAGGCCCAGUCCAUCUACGAGGUCAGCCAGAACUCGUAUGUCUACCUCAGAGGGACCUGCACCAACUGCCAGGGCUUUCACCGUGGGCGCUGGAGUGCCAGGACGCUGAAGAACGAAAUUCUGGUCCUAGAUUCCUCCUCCACCACCACAGGAAGUGACGGCAUGAAUCUGGUGCUGCGGCAGGGUGUGCUGCAUCACGAAGACUCCUACAUUUUCACCCUGCACGUGACUGAUGGCAGUCUGGAUGGCGACGGCGUCGCCUCCAUCACUCUGCAUCACAAUAUGCCCCCGGCCGGCGGGGAGUGUCACUUGAGAGGCGGAGGGGAAGCGGGAGUGGAGUACGGAGAUGGAGAUGGCGAAGGCUGGAGGCUCCGCACACUGCUAGACCGAGUGCACUUCAACUGCUCAGGUUACAGUGAUCUGGGGGUCUCAGAGACUCCUUUGCUCUACAGUUUACUGGUGACACGUUGCAGAGAAGACUACUGCGAGGACUUCUGUGUAUAUAAAGGCAGCAGCCCGGAGCACUCGGCCUUCCUGCCUCCAGGCUUCAGCUCAGCCCGCAACCGUGUAGCCGUAUCCAUCACAGUGGAGGACCACCAGGGAGCUGCCAUCACUGCACUCAACAAGUCAGUUGAAGUUGUGCUGCCAGAUCCGCCCCCUGAGUACAACAGCCUUCCCCACUGGCUGUCUGAGCUGACUGACAGCAAACUCAAAAAGCUGUUGGAGCAGGGAGACUCUCAGAGGGUCCGAGAGUUGUCGUUGGCUCUGAUUACAGUCCUGAAUGAGUAUGAGAAGACCAAGGAACCGGAGGGGGUGUCCCAGGAAGAGCGUCGUUUCCGAGUCAGAGUUCGCAGCAACAUCACCAGAGCCCUGACCGCUCUAGAUCUGACCACUGUUAAUGACAUCCAGCAGACCUCCGCUGCUUUGGCUCAGUGCACGGCGGUGAGUCGAGAGUUCAUCUGUGAGGAGUGUCAGAACAGCACUCUGAACAAACUGGAGUCCAUGCUUGAGAUACUGCAAACUGACACCAAGCAGGGCACCGUUACUCCUACUGAGAUAGCUGACAACAUCCUGAACAUCAUGGGUGAUCUGAUCCAUCAGGUCAGCCAGUCAACAUCUCAGUCUUACCUCCAGCCUGCCUACUUGGAUUCACUCCCACCCCGCUCCACCACCUCUUUUGCCUCCCCCGGUGAGGAGCCAGUAGGAACCCUGUUUGACCCGUCUCCCUCCUCACUGGAGCCGCACCCUCUGCGAGUGGCGGCCAAGGCUUACAGCCUGUCCUCGGUCCUGAUGCUGAUCCUCAUGCAUGCUCGCGUGCUCAACGAGGAGCCGCUUGUGCUGAGGGGAGCUGAGAUCGCCGCCACAGGAAAACUGGCGGACCCCCAGAGCCUGCUCUGCUACCAUGGAAACAACAGUCCAGAGUGCCAGCGAUUCUCUAUCCCCAGAGCGUUUAACUACAGUCUUGGCAGAGCAGCUGCAGGAAACAGCAUCAUGCAGCUAUUGUUUCAGGUUGAGUCCAAUCCAUUCCCCUUUAAUUACGUGGCGAACUACACCGUCUCCACUGAGGUGGCAUCCAUGGAGUUCCGCACUGAAAAUGGCACCCAGAUUCCCAUCUCCGGACUGGAUGAUAGUCUAGCCAUCACUGUGGCUGUUAACAAUGGCAGCGUAGCAGAAGCAGGUCCUGAGGGUUCUGGCACCGGAGGGGUCCCUGCAGCCGGAGCUGUUAACAUCAGCCACUGCGACUCCGUCAUCGUCAGGGUCAGCACGGGAAACACCAACAGACAGGCGGGACUGUUUGUGCAGCUCAACUUUACCUCUCUGGAGGAUGCCACAAAGACAAAUAAAAUAGAAGAGGAUGUGGAGCCAUACAUCACAGCCUACCUUCAUUCACAUGACACACCCAAUGAGUUCAACUGCACAGACAAAAAACGUAUCGCACUCAGUAUGACCAGGGGGCAAGAUCUUGACCACAGGAAGUACACCUUCUUCCUGUCACCAGAGUUGUACGACACCACUCUUGACUACUUCAUCAACGUGAGCACGCCGUGCAGCCCCAGCUCUCAGCCUGUGGAUGUUCGUCUGGAGGUCGGAGUGUUUGCCUCUCUGUGUCAGUACUUCAGUGAGAGUGAGAAGCAGUGGCGAACAGAUGGCAUGGUGCCACUGGCAGAAACCAACGCUAGCAGAGCUGUUUGUCGCACCAGGCACCUCACAGCCUUCGCUGCAGGCCUGUUUGUACCAGCCAACGCCAUCAGCUUUAAAGUGCCAGAGCGUUCUGGAGUACCGAGCCUGGUCGUGCUAUUGGUGUGUGUGUUGGGCUUACUGAGCUAUGUUGUGGCAGCAGCCGUCUUGCACAAGUUGGACCAGCUGGAUCUACGCCGGGCUGGUGUGGUGCCACUCUGCGGCCGAGAUGGACUCUUCAAGUACGAGGUCCAGGUCAAGACUGGCUGGAGCCGUGGGGCAGGCACCACGGCUCAUGUGGGAAUCAGUUUGCAUGGACGUGAGAGCCGCAGUGGACACCGCCAUCUCGACAGCAGAGGAGCUUUCACACGCAACGCUCUGGACAUCUUUCAUAUCGCCACGGAUACCAGCCUGGGCAGUAUCUGGAAAAUACGAAUUUGGCACGACAACAAAGGUCUGUCCCCAGCGUGGAUGCUGCAAUACGUCUUGGUCAAAGAUUUGCAGACAGGAAGCAGCUACUACUUCCUGGUUGAGGAGUGGCUGUCAGUGGACAAUGAGAGAACUGACGGACGGGUGGAGAUUGAGGUGGAAGCCACAGAGGAGGCUGUGCUUCGUCAGCUGCCCCGCCGUCUGCGGUGUGAGCUGCAGCGGGCGCUGAGUGAGAGUCACCUGUGGCUGUCGCUGUGGGAGAGACCGCCCCGCAGCCCGUUCACCCGCCUGCAGAGAGCCACGUGCUGCGCUCUGUUACUGCAGCUCUUUGUGUUGGCCAACAGUCUGUGGUACAGCAUUGUGGUGGACAAAAGAUAUAGCCCGCAGGCAGUGUCAAGGUUUUCUUCAUUGAACGGCGAGACAGUGGCAGCAGGUGUGGUGACCUGUCUCGUCGUCUACCCUCUCUACCUGCUCGUCUUCACGCUCUUCAGAAUGAGCCGCAGCACGUGCGUGUCCGUGGAGCAGGUCCCGCCACAAGUGGAUCAGGAGUCAGUGGAGAUUGACGACUUCCUGGACGACUCCAUGGCUGGAAGUUCUUUCCUCUUUUUUAAUGGCGAGACUAACUCAGAGGAAACCAAUGUGGAUUUGCCAACUCCAUCAACCAAAAGUGGGGAGAGUUGGUGCAUGGCAGAGGAGGAGCUGGAGGACAGGGACUGGCCGGAGCUGUUGAGUGAUGUGUCUGUAGUGGGAGGGGCGGGGCAUGGGGCAGGGCUGCCCAGGCUCAAGAGGGGUCAGGGGAGCAGGCACCUGGGUGUAGACAUGACCUUUAACCCUGAGGACGAAGAGGGGACGGAACAACGCAACAAAUACUUCACCUCCUCAGACGAGGACCUGAUCAAACACAUCCUAGCAGAUGGACAAAACUUCUUUCCUCAAGCAGACGAAAGUGAGAUGGCUGAUCUGUCAAGCAUUUUAGGAGACAAGACUGAAGUGAUUCUCCUCCCGAAGCUGAAUGAGCCUCUCCCUCUAGAAUCUGUGAGAAGAGACCCACCAAAAACUGCUUUCACCUCAAAUACAGUUGUGACAGACGUGUGUCGUCCCAGAAGGUUUCCUCCGUGGUGCGGACGUACUGCCCUGUGGGGCAGCUGGGCAGGGAUUGCUCUGGCCAAUGGUGUGUCGAUAUGGGCGGGUCAUGGGUUUAGUGAACGCGUGGCCAUGAUGUGGCUCAUCUCCUGUUUUGCCAGUUUCCUUUGUUCCUGCCUGCUGUUGGAGCCAAUUAAGGUGUUGUGUGAGGCAGUUUACUAUGCAGUGUGGGUUCUUCGCCUGCGUCCAGAGGACCAGGAUGUGCUGGUGGAGUUCCCCCGAGUGGAGAGAGUGGUCCAGCGGGUCCCCAGGGUGAGACCGCCACAGGGCUUUGCUCUGUCUCAGGCUCGACACCAGGCCCGGAAGGUCCACAUGCUGCACACCAUGCUGAAGAAUUUUCUGGUUUACAUGUUUUUCCUGCUGGUGGUUUUGCUUCUCAACUACUCUGAUUCAGCCAAAGACACACACAGCCUGAGACUGCGCACUCAGCUGCAGCGAUCACUGCACACCCCUGAGUACCACAACAUCAGCAGCCGAGAUGAUGUCCUGAUAUGGCUGAAUGAGUCGCUGUUGCCACGUUUACUGGAUGACUCUGCCCUCCUGAGGGACACAGGAAGUGUGUUGCUCGGCACAUUGAGGCUCCGUCAGAUCCGUGACGUGCAGGUUGCAGGGGAUUUCAGGGCAGACGAAAGAAUUUGGGGAGAGAGCACUGUUCCAUCUCCGGCCAAAGACACUGAGAAUUUCACAGCUUAUGGGGCUAAUGAUACAAACUGGGCAUGGCGUUUGGGCAGGAUUAGGGUGUACAACAGUGGAGAUGUGGUCCACCAGCUGAACAGAAGCCUGGAGGAGGCCUCUUCCUCCAUUCAGCAGCUGCAGCAGCUGCAAUGGCUCAACCACAGGACCCGUGCUGCGUUUGUGGAGUUCUCGCUCUACAACAUCAACACAAACCUCCUGGCAGUCUUCUCCUUCCUGUUUGAGUUUCCAGUUUCUGAGCGUGCCCAGUCCAGCCUUGACUUGGUUGUCAUUACUCUGUGGCCAAUCACAGGCCUCAAUCUGCAGCUCCUUCUCAUGAUCAUCCUCCUCGCCCUGGUGUUGUAUUUCUUGGUGCGUGGGAUUUUGGGCUUCCUCAGAGAGGGCUAUGUGUACUUGCUGUCAACCUGGAGACUCCUGGGCAUCUGCAAACUGGCUCUGGCAGCAACUGUGUGUGGGCUGCACCUGAGCCGCUGCACCAUGGCCACACAGCAGUGGGCAUCGUACCUGAAGCACCCACGGGACGCCUUCACAGACUUCUACCCCCUGGCCAGACAGAGUCAAAUGUACACGGCCAUGUCUGCUUUGCUCUUGUUCAUACUGGUGCUCAAGGCAUCCCACCAGUUGCGGUUUCUCCGAGAGUGGGCCGUGUUUGGCAGAGCUCUGCGACGCUCAGUCUGGGAGCUGCUGGGAGUCGCCCUGGCUUUACUGCUGUUGGUGCUGGCUUACUCACACACAGGACACCUGCUCUUCCACUCUGUCGUUGACGGAUACGGCAGUGUGAGUUCUACCUGUCUGUCUCUGUUAGGAGCUGGUGGACGUGGUCUGCUCUCAUGGCGUCCUAGCUGGACAAUGACCGGUCCCUCAAGCACCGUCUCCGCGCUGGUGUUCCACGCGAGCUUCGCCAUACUUCGGCUGGUGUUGCUGUGGUUGGUCACCUCUGUGUUACUGAGAAACUAUCGCCGUGCGCGAGCAGAGCUAUACCGUCCAGCUGUGGAUCUCCAAGACUACGAAAUGGUUGAGCUGUUUCUCAGACGGCUUAAAAUGUGGAUGGGACUCAGCAGGGCCAAAGAGUUUCGUCAUAAGGUGCGUUUCGAGGGAAUGGAACUGCCACCAUCCCGUUCAUCUUCCACCAGCGACUGUAAGUCCCUGUGCUUGCCACCGCUGGACAGCCCCGACUCCCCUCCCACCCCGGACAGUGUCGAUGCGGGUUCAGAGGCCUCAUGGCGCCCAGCCUCCUCCAGCCCCUGCAGCUUGACAGAAGCCCCGGGGAUCGGCUUGGGACUUGGCUUGGGCCUUGGUUUGGGGCUAGGUCCAGGAGUGGUGAUGGGAAGUACCAGCUGGAGGGAGAGAGCAGAGACUGAAGCCUCUCUGAGGAGGCUCCUCCCCACCCUGGACGCCCUGCUGCAACAGCUUGACCGUGUCACCAUGGCAACAGAGGACCUGUACCACAUCGAGUGUAGACUGGAACGAACCCAGAGGAAAAGGAGGAGUAGGGGCAGAGAGAGGGGAGGUGGCGGUCAGGGAACGAGGAGCGAGGCAGGACAGAGACGUAAGGGUGAAGACAAGGACUCUGCUGGAUGUAGAGAUCGAAGGAGUAGCAAAGAAAAACACAAAGCAAGCAAAAAGGGCAGAAAGGCGGAUAAAGGUGAACUUCUAAAGGAUUGUGGAAACAUUGCUGCCAACCCCAAAAAGACUCCAGCAGCCACACCUGUACCUUUUUUAAAGCCCAGACCGACCUCUGCCACAACACACACACCCGCUCCUCAAUCAUCAGCCAAACCUUUAGUCAGCGCACCUCCACCUACACCUGUCACUGACACCUCCUCUGCCCCUGUCUCAUCAGCAAACACUCCCCCUUCUCAUCUCCCGCUGCCCAAAACACCCUCUGUACCUCCAUGUACCCCUGCACCCACCUCUUCCUUGCCAUCUACCCCUGCACCUACGCCCAGUAGCCGGGACCGGGAGCCUCUGACAGAGAGAGACACCCUCCCCUCCUCCAGCCUGUUCAACCAUCCAGCUCACACUACCACCAUUCCUACACGCAAGCGAAAACGCAAACCCCCACCCCUCAAAAACAAGGUGCACCCAAACCUAGACAGGCAUGGCCCUGGACACUCCAAAUCCUGAGGACAACCAGAAGUCAAAGGUGGAGCAAAGAGUAAAUGUUGGGUUAAGGACGAGAGGAGGACAGGGGCAGCAGGUUUUGUCCCCAGAUGUCCCUCUCUAAACCCAGGAAAAAGAGAGCAAAUAGUGGAUGGGAAAGUAGGACAGGAAGGAAAUUAGAAGAAUCACACAGACAAGUAGUUUGGGGUGAUGAAAGAAAGCAGUAAGACUUUGCAGGUUUGUAAGCAGUGACUGGUCCAAAUCCUGGUUCGGUUCAGAAGCAAGGUGCAGGUCGCCACAUGCUUGCUGAACUGAACAUUGAAACCAAGAUACACUCCCAUUCCUUUAUUCCUCCUGGACUAAUACUGACCCCACGUGACCCUGGAGGUCCUGUGGGGUCACUGACAGGAGCACACACACGCGUGCUCACCUGAACCAACUGAAAGCAGACAAUGCAAUCAGUCCUUUUUUGUAUCUCAGAAAACUGUUGAUUUCUCAGUUAUGUUCUCUGUCUACCUAUAUUUUUUUUAUAUUGUAUAUUUCGGUCACCAUGGGUACUUGUGGCCUGGUCUUAUGAACCCAAAUUUGCAUGCAGGCACACAGAGAUAUACGCACAUGCAGGUACACACAUGCAUAGAAAAAACACUGUAGGCACAAGACGCGUUAAUUGUAAUGUGCAGUACAAUUCAGCCCACCAAGGUACGAGAGGAAACAAACAUAUACAGGGUUCCCACACAUUUUCAUGGACAAUUUUGAAACUUUUCCAUGACCUUUCGAGGAUCCAUAACAAAAAUAUCCAUUACCAUUCAGCAUAUAUAGCACUAGCAGAAUUAUAUAGUACUUUACUCCAAAUAUUAAUGACCUUUUUAUAGGCGGUGUACUGAUGCAGAGCAGUGGAGCUCCCAGAGUUGAGGAGUAACCGCCAAUGUAGCUAUGCAGAGCAGAGCUACGUUACUUUAACAGCUUCAAAAUAAAUAAAUUCAUUGUUAUGCUUUGUUACGUGAAAGAUUAUCCAUAACAAAUAAAAAUAUAACAAUGAAUUUCAUUCAGCAAUACUUACAAUUUUAUUGUGAUUUACAAUGUCGUCAUAUGCUAAGUAUUGCAAUGAAAUAUAUUGCAAUGUGUUACUUUUUUUUAACAUCUGUUUUAUCUGAUAAUAAGAUAUGGUUUUCGGUCUGUUGAUCUUUUUUCAUUUUUAUUGCAGCAAAAUGUAUAUAGAGGAAUGAAAAGGCAAUUGACUUUAUUAUUCUAGUACGAAAUCAAAAGAUUAAUUUGCUAUUUGCAAUAGCAUUCAUUAUAUAAUAUAAAAAUUAAUACUUGGCUCCCAAUGUGUUAAUGUCAAUAUAUCAAUAUCACCACGUACAAUAUUGCUGUACUAUGCUGUAUUGAUUUUUCUCCCACACCUAAACACCACAUAAUUCCAUGAGUUUUCUAAAACAUUCAAACAUUUUACUACUUAAAUGACUUUUCCAGGCAUGGAAAGCAAGAUUGUGGAAUUCCAUUACAUUUUCAUGACCGUGGGAACCCUUCAUACACACACACACACACACACACACACACACACACACACACACACGCACACACACGCACACACACACACAAGGUUGUUGGGAUCUCAGCAGCCAAAAUUGUUCAGGGUGCAGAUAUAGCCUUCCUCUUUAAAUGUACAGAGAAAUGGAACAAAACAUUCAAAGAUAAAAGGUAAGCCACAAGUAGUGAGAAGAAGGAGGUGUAGCAAGUGGUUAUAUCACAGGACAAAGUAGCGCAGGAGUGUUAGAAGCAGGACAGAAGAAAAGAAGGAUAUCAUGCUCAGUAGGGAAAUUUGUAGAUAAACAUUGAGGAAGCAGGAAAGAGUUGCCCUCACUUAUACAGUACUGAACAUUUACACAAGUUCAUCCAUCAUAAAGCUAUACUGACUCUCAGUCUGAUUAUCUUUUCAAAAUGUGUUCAUAAUGGUUGUGAUUUAAAAGCACUUUUGGUCUGAUUGUUUUGUUUUUUUUGAUGAGAUGUGAUGUAAAGAAAUAAGCUUGGUGUCUAAACCAAUAGAGAAAGCUUCACUCAUACUGUAUCUUAACUAUAAACGUUGCCAAAGCUUAUGUAUGCAUUCUGAGUUUUACCAUGCCAAGUAAUUAAUUCAUUCUUUUUGUACUUCGCACUUUAUUUCCUAAUGGAGCUGAUAUCCAAUGCCAUAUUUAACUCUUUUGUGUCAAGUUUUCAUUUCAUAUCUUAAAACAUUAUAAAAAAAAAACCCUAUUAUUAUUGUGGUGUCAAAGCUAUAGCUAGCAGUUGUAUGUGUACUUUUGUCUGCUCUUGGUAGUUUAAUGUUUUGUUUUGUUGUGUUGUCUUAUUUUGAUAAACAUAAGUACUUCCUGUGUCCAGUGGGCAGUUCUCAGGGAACCCACCGUUUUCCCCCCAAACCUGAAGAGAGAGCCAGGAGAACCAAAACUGGAGGUAAAAAAAAAAAUCAAUGUUUUUUUUUUCUAUAAUCUAGGGACAUUUUAUAUUUUGUGGUUAAAUCAUGACGGUCUAUUUUUUAUAUCAUUUACCUUAUUAUUUCAGCCAAAAACUGAGGAGUUGUGUGUCUACACUCUUUUUUCAUAGAUUUUUUUAAAGGAUAAUAGAAAUUGUAUUUACGGGUACACCAGAGUUCCUCCUCCAAACAACCCCAAAGCCUAAAGCUAAACUCUUAAAUCCUAUUUGAUUUUUUAAAAAAACAUUAUCACCUCUUUUCCUGCCCAGUAAGUUGCAAAAGAUCUCACACAUUUACAGUUCUAAUGAAAAAGGAACAAAAAAGACCCUUCUUCAUCUGCAUGUGUGUAUUUCUGUAUAUAUUGGUGCUUUGUGGUUGUGUAUAUUUUUGCUUUUCAUGAUCAGUAUUGUUUAAUGCACUGCAGUGCCAUAUGCAUUAGGUCAAGCACUGGUGUUGCAAACCCCCAAAGUUUUACAUUUCUCAAAUCUAACCAGAGCAGCCAAAGCUAUCGAUGUAUUCAAUAUGAGUUUUUGUUCACAACACGCCAACUACAAAUCGCAGUACGCUCAGCAGUUGAGGCCUCCACUGGCCACCUUAUUUCUGCUAAGUAGACAGUUUUUAACAAAACAGUGCCAAAGCCCACCUUCUUGUCUUCUGUCUUUUUAUGUUGUACGAUGCAUUUUGUUUUAAAAUGGUGUAACACAUUUGUCUGUGCUCUUCUUUGUAUCUCAUAUCUGUAUUUUUGCAAUUGUAGCACUUCUGCUUUUGCACUUGACAAAGUCAAAGAGUUUGACAGCUGAAUUGUGCAAAAUAAAGUGGUUUUGGUGUCAAA
Plectropomus leopardus (leopard coralgrouper) is the source of this 17545-nucleotide messenger RNA. RefSeq names its product polycystic kidney disease 1a (gene pkd1a). Lineage: Eukaryota; Metazoa; Chordata; Actinopteri; Perciformes; Serranidae. The record is from RefSeq and is a predicted model, not a curated record. Gene Ontology annotation, biological process: calcium ion transport. Gene Ontology annotation, molecular function: monoatomic cation channel activity; protein binding. Gene Ontology annotation, cellular component: plasma membrane.